Molecule: messenger RNA, 678 nt
Organism: Drosophila nasuta
Lineage: Eukaryota; Metazoa; Arthropoda; Insecta; Diptera; Drosophilidae
Gene: Obp44a
Product: Odorant-binding protein 44a
Exons: 2
Coding region: 113-547 (144 amino acids)
Biological process (GO): sensory perception of smell
Molecular function (GO): odorant binding
Source: RefSeq, a predicted model, not a curated record
AGCUCAGAAAGAUAUAAAAGCUCGAGUACACCAACAAGUAGCCAUCAGUAAUCACACAGUAGCAAGUCAAGCGUGACAAUUCAAGCUCAAAAAAAACAUAAAUCCUGCAAAUAUGAAGAACUCCGUUGCCAUUUUGCUGUGCGCCCUGAUCGGUCUGGCCUCCGCUGCCGAGUACAAGCUGCGUACCGCUGAGGAUCUGCAGAAGGUGCGCAAGGAGUGCGCCGAAGCCAACAAGGUGACAGAGGCCUUGGUGGCGAAGUACAAGACAUUCGAGUAUCCCGACGAUGAGAUCACCCGCAACUACAUCAAGUGCAUCUUCAACAAGUUCGAUCUGUUCGAGGACACCAAGGGUUUCAAGGUUGACAACCUUGUUGCGCAGCUGGGCCAGGGACGCGAGGACAAGACCGCGCUGAAGGCCGAUGUGGAGAAGUGCGCCGAUAAGAACGAACAGAAGUCGACUGCCAGCGCCUGGGCAUAUCGUGGCUUCAAGUGCUUCCUCAGCAAGAACCUGCCCCUUGUCCAGGCUGCAAUCCAGAAGAAGAACUAAGUUUAAGCAGUGAUUGUGCCUCUAGAGAAACCAUAUGCACACAACACUCUCUUCCAAGGAUCCGUGAAUGAUGAUCACUUACAAAACUGCACUUUGUUUCAAAUAUGAAAUAAAAAUCGUAUAAUAGCAAA